UUGCAUUUCUUCCUUUCUUCCUUCCUUUCUUCUGCUUCUCCAGGCUAGUAUCCUUCUCUACUACUGUUGUCCUCGCCUCGCUCGGGGAAAUCCCAAGGUUGUCAUUGUCAUUGUCAUUGUCAUUCCAAUUUCCUUGUUUGUUUUUACUCGUCCCGCCUGCCGUGAUCCCCUCGAUUCUACCCUACCUUACUUUACCCUCUUUCAAAGUCUCCCUUCAUUGAGUCUUUUCUCUGCACACACACACACACACAUACACUCACCUCACCCUCACUCAUACAUACACCUCACCCAAAUUUCACAGCCAUGGCGCAAAUCCGUGGCACUGCUGGUUAUAACCUUGGCCACCAAAAUCCCUUUGGGACUCCUGGUACCGCUGCUGCAACAAAUGAUCCAAGCCCCUUGGAUGCGAUCCGGGAGCAGACAAGCAAGAUUGAGGAUUGGCUGGAUACCAUCGCAGAUCCUAUCAAGCCGUAUCUCCCCGCUGUCGGUCGUUUCCUGAUCGUGGUUACUUUUCUUGAGGACAGCCUGCGGAUUAUUACACAAUGGAACGACCAGCUUCUGUACUUGCGCGAUUAUCGCAAAAUCCCAUGGGGUAUCACGCAUACCUUCCUUCUCAUCAACGUCAUCACCAUGUUUAUCUGUUCUUUCCUGGUCAUUGCCCGAAAACACGCUGAGAUCGCUGUCGCUGGCCUCCUGAGCGUUGUUGUUGUCCAAGGGUUCGGAUAUGGACUGAUUUUCGAUCUUAACUUCUUCCUCCGCAAUCUCUCUGUGGUUGGUGGUCUCCUCAUGGUUCUGUCGGACUCCUGGGUCCGCAAGAAGUUUGUCCCCGCCGGAUUGCCCCAGUUGGAUGAGAAAGACCGCAAGAUGUACGUUCAAUUCGCUGGUCGUGUCCUGCUCAUUUUCCUCUUCAUUGGCUUCGUCUUUUCAGGCCAGUGGAGCUUGUGGAGGGUGCUGGUCAGCCUGUUUGGAUUCGUUGCUUGUGUCAUGGUCAUUGUUGGCUUCAAGGCGAAGUGGAGCGCUAUCAUUCUGGUCGUCCUGCUGAGCGUGUUCAAUAUCCUGGUAAAUAACUUCUGGACGCUCCACCCUCACCAUCCUCACAAGGAUUUCGCCAAGUACGACUUCUUCCAGAUUCUGUCUAUUGUUGGAGGAUUACUGCUUCUGGUGAACAUGGGCCCUGGCCAGCUGAGCAUGGAUGAGAAGAAGAAAGUGUACUAAGAGGGGGCGCAGCUGGGAGCAGGGGAAAUGAAAGCUCCCAUGAGUUGAUGCACUAUUUUGGUUCUUAACGAACUGAAUUCACCCUGACUAUAUGAAGGCAUUUUAUUACGAAGUUUUGGAAAUUCGAUUUUCCUUGAAGUUAUUAAAAGCAUAUCCACCCCCCCCCCC
Aspergillus ochraceoroseus IBT 24754 is the source of this 1383-nucleotide messenger RNA. Its product is annotated as protein ERV29. NCBI's taxonomy places the organism in Eukaryota, Fungi, Ascomycota, Eurotiomycetes, Eurotiales, Aspergillaceae. The record is from RefSeq and is a predicted model, not a curated record. The transcript has 5 exons. Gene Ontology annotation, biological process: Golgi organization. Gene Ontology annotation, cellular component: endoplasmic reticulum-Golgi intermediate compartment; endoplasmic reticulum; membrane. Bases 304 to 1215 code for a protein of 303 amino acids.